Molecule: messenger RNA, 1626 nt
Organism: Gracilinanus agilis (Agile Gracile Mouse Opossum)
Lineage: Eukaryota; Metazoa; Chordata; Mammalia; Didelphimorphia; Didelphidae
Gene: CFAP53
Product: cilia and flagella associated protein 53
Exons: 8
Coding region: 1-1626 (541 amino acids)
Source: RefSeq, a predicted model, not a curated record
AUGAGGCAAGCUCAGUGGUCCCAGUCAGGGUUGGGGCCCUGGCGGUGUGCACUGGCUGUUGUGUGCCAGCCACAACCUGGGGUGCCUAGGCCACAGGUAGGUGGUGGUGGUCUGGCCCAUGCAAGUCUGGAGCUCUUCCCAGAGAGCGCCACACAGAGGGCCAAGCAACCUAGUGAGCAAAUUGCUGAGAAACAGCUCCGUAAAAUUAGACACAAUGCUUUUAAGAAAGAGAUGAUUGAAGCUGCCAUUAAAGAGCAUGAAAAGUUUUGCUUGGGUUCUCAGUGGGAUGUGCACAUAGACAAAAAAUAUAUCAACAACCUUGUGCAGAGAAAAGUGGAAGAUGCUAUGCAAGGAUUUUUGAUAAAUGUUGAAGAAAGAAGAAAAAGGCUCCGGGAUCUCCUGGAAGCUGAAGAAAAUCAGUAUUUGAUGGAAAUUCAAGCAGGUGAAGUCACAAAAAGUAUUCGAUGUGAUGAGAUUUUGCAGAAAACUCGAAGAUUAAGAGAAGAAAGAGAAAAAGAGAGAGAGCAUUUUGUUGCAAAAAAACGAGACCAACAAUUCAGGGAACAGUGUGAAGAGCUGCGUGCCCUCUUGUCCCUACAAGACAAGCAGAAGGUGUGUGAAGAACGAAAAGUACAGCUAGCAUUUAAUGAGGAACUGCGUAAACAACAAAUUAUAGAAGAUAAUAUGUUCAUUGCACUUUGGGAAAGUGACAGAUUAGCAAAGGAAAGGAGAGAAGCUCAGGAAUCCUGUGAAAAAGCAAAGAGAGAUGAGCAGACAGUCUUAUGUCUCGAUGCCCAGAUGGCUAGUCUGAAUGCUCAAAAAGAAGAGGCCAAGCGUCUAAAGAGGGAAGAAGCUCUAUUCCUGGAAAAGAGAGUUGCUCAGCUGAAACUGGAAGACGAAAGAGCAAGGCAGGAGAAGAGGCGAAAGAUGCUCGAGACCAGGGACAUACUGCAGAAAGCCCUGCAAGAGAGGAAUGAGCGUCUGGCUCAGGAAAGAGCCGAGGACCUUUACAUGGACAACAAGCUUUUAGAAAUUGCUCUCCAAGAAACACGAGAUGAGGCUCAAGAAAUGAGGCAAAAGAAAGAAGACACUACGAGGGAGACAAGGCUUUAUCAGGCAUAUCUGAAAGAACGUCAGGAAGCUGAAAGAAAUCAUGAAGAUGAGGCAGACAAAAUCAUUGCAGCCGACGUGGCAAAGAUAAAGGCCAAGAAGGAGGCACAACUGAUGCUUGAAAAAGAUGCAAGAAAACGACUAAUGGAUGAUGUCAUGUGUACAAGAAGACUACAAGUUAUAGAAAAAUUGGAAAGAGAAGCAAAAGAGAAAGAUAUUGAUCGUGAAUUAAUAAUGAAAGGUUUUGAAGAACUUGAGCGUACAAGUACAGAAAAUAGCAUGAGAAAACACCAAGAGAAAAUAGACUAUAGGAUGCACCUGCUAUCACAAAUUGAAGACCAGCAUAAAAAGCGAGAUGCAGAAAAAUUAGCAGAGAGGAAGGAGUAUGAAGCAGGGCUGGAAGCAACUAAAUUUUUCAAUGAAAGAAUUCAGGAAGUACUUGCAGCCCAGAAAACAGAGCAAGAACACAUCCAUCCCUUUCGAAGAACUAAAAAUCCCCUGUCAAAGUGUAUUUAA